Molecule: messenger RNA, 732 nt
Organism: Dendronephthya gigantea
Lineage: Eukaryota; Metazoa; Cnidaria; Anthozoa; Malacalcyonacea; Nephtheidae
Product: homeobox protein ceh-10-like
Exons: 3
Coding region: 29-631 (200 amino acids)
Biological process (GO): regulation of transcription by RNA polymerase II
Cellular component (GO): nucleus
Molecular function (GO): sequence-specific double-stranded DNA binding; DNA-binding transcription factor activity, RNA polymerase II-specific
Source: RefSeq, a predicted model, not a curated record
CAACAGCAGCACGUUUGCGCUACCAAAAAUGGCACUGACUUUGCGCAAGUAUACUCCGUUUGGAAUAAGGGAUAUUCUUUCUGAAAGAUUCGACGCGUCAACCACAUCAUGUUGCGAGUCAGAGUGUUGUCAAAAUUGGGAUGAAUUCGCAGAGGCUCCGAGUGGGUUUACAAGCAAUAUAAAAGGCUUUUCCCAAGAAAAAGAUUAUCCACGCAGAUUAGUAGGACGAACUGUUUCAGUCAUUCAAAAAACAACAGAAGCGGACUACAGCCACCUCAAAGAAAACAACUAUGACAGUGAUAAAUGUUUGAAGGAUGAAAUGCAACAAGGCAGGCGCGCGCGGACUGUAUACACAAGAAAUCAGGUCAAAGAACUAGAGACAAUAUUUCAGAUCAAUCAUUACGUUGAUCUCGAGUCUAGAAAAUCGCUUUCAAAAAGAAUUGGCUUAGAAGAGGACAGAAUUCAGGUUUGGUUUCAAAAUCGCCGAGCAAAAUGGCGUAAGACAGAGAAAGUUUGGGGCAGCAGUUCAAGAAUGGCUGAAUAUGGGUUUUACGGAGCAAUGGUGAGGUACUCGAAACAACUGGGCAAAGUGAAACGACCUGCUCUGAAGUCAACUUCACCUUCAACAUAGACCAGAGAAAGACAGUCGCAUCUAAGAAGCAUAUAAAAUACGCCUUAUUUAAGUCAUACAAAUGUUUGUAAAUAGUCUAAGAAUGUAUUUAAUACGUGCAC